Molecule: messenger RNA, 2542 nt
Organism: Lingula anatina
Lineage: Eukaryota; Metazoa; Brachiopoda; Lingulata; Lingulida; Lingulidae
Source: RefSeq, a predicted model, not a curated record
AGUGAAUUGAACAGUAAAUUGGUAAUAUUGUGGGAGUAAUGUGUGAGUAGAACGACAGCUGGUGAACACUAAAUUGGGUGAAAACUCUAAGAAAUAUCACAUGGUAAAAUAAUUAAAACUGAUAGAUAUUUUCUUUAACUUUAUCUUGGUCAGUAAAUGUAAACAGAUCGAGACACUGUAUGCAGACGUCGGUCACAACUUAUCACACAGAGCAUAUAGACCACAUAGGCUGUUGUGGGAAGAUCAUCUCCAGUUGUUGAUCCACACUGAGCUUUCCACAAUCCAUGAGACGAAAAUGGAGAAACCUUCCCCCACCUAUGUUCAAGGCCAGAGCCUAACGUUUCUCGAUUCUUUCGACAAAAUAGCAGAAAAAUUCCCUGAGCGUGACGCAUGUAUAGUCUACCAUGCAAAAGACGUACGCGAGGCUGUGACUUUCUCUGAACUGCGCAAGCAAUCAAUACAGUUUGCUAUCAUGCUGCUCACCAAGGGACUUCGAAAGGGUGAUAUCGUCGGUCUUUUGUCUACCAAUUCUGUGGAUUUUGUCGUUGCCUUCCUUGGCUUGUCUCGCAUAGGAGCCCCUGUACUGAUGCUACGGUAUGGAAGCACCGCGGAGGAAGUCUGCAGGUUAUUGACAAAGCAUGAUUGUAAAGGUUUGGUGGGAAGCAUUUAUUCAGAACGUGAUGCCGAUGUCAUUACAAACAUAGAGCAAAAAAUGUCAAGGGAACACCGAAAUAAUACUUUUGUCGUGAUAAGUCAGAUCCUCAUCGACAAGCGUAGUGUUUCGUGCAGUUCAAAAACCGACCAUGAAGAUACUAAUUUGUCACAUAUUCCCGAAGAAAUGCAUUUUCCCAAGGUAGGGCCAGACGACGCAUGCGCCAUAUUUUUCACCUCCGGAAGUACGGGAGAGCCAAAAGCCAUACAAAAUAACCAUCGUGCUUUUGUCGCCAGAACCCGUAUAAUGCGCGAGUUUUCGUUUACAGAAACAGCUUCUUUCUUUAAUGACCGCCCGAUGGCGUGGACAGGUGGUGCCUACACGAUACUAAACAUGUGUAUCUUUGGAACAUGCGCAGUCACGAUCAACUCUAACUUCACUGUUGCCAGCGGGGAGGUCGAUUUCGUCAUGACCAUCUUGCGAGAUGAAAAAUGCACGCAUGCCAUUUUGAUGAAUUAUCUUCUCGUAGAUUUCAUGCAUAGCAACAAUCCAAACAACAAACCCUCACAUCUCAAAUAUGUCUUAACUGGCGGACAAAAAGCCGACCACGCAUCGCUGGUCCAUGUUUUAACCGCAUUGCCGACAAUAACACUGGUAUACCUGUAUGGUGUGGGUGAGGCGGGAAUUGUUUUGUAUCAAUGUCAUACUGACACGAGCACGUUAGAUGACGAUGGUUUUAAUAUUCACCAAGGCGCUGACAUCAAGCUAAUUAACAGCAGUGGUGAAACCGUGGAACCUGGGGCAUCGGGAGAGAUUUGCAUUCGCUCACCAGCUCUCUUCGAAGGAUACCACAAUAAUUCUGAAGCAACCAGCAAAGCACGGCUUCCAGACAACUGGUUUCGCUCGGGUGACGUGGGAGUCAAAAGGCAAGAUGGAAGAAUCGUGCUGCUUGGUCGAUCAGAUGAUAUGAUAAAGCGAGCAACUGUAAAAGUAUUUCCCGUCGAAGUUGAGAGAGUCCUUCGUCAACAUCCGUGUAUUAAAGAAGUGGUCGUGGUUGGGGUUCCGGAUCAGCGUCUAUUUGAGGAUCUCUGUGCAUGCAUCAUACCACGUGACCCUGAAGCAUUCGACGAAGCCGACUUCCUUAUUUGGUGUAAAGCACAAUUCUCCGUCGGACCGGAUGGUCUCUCUUUGGCCCCAACUUAUGUUCUUGUAUUUGAUCAAUAUCCGAAGACUCGCACUGGAAAAACCAGCAGGAAGGAUCUGAAAGAGGAGGCUAAAAAGCGAGUGCACAUUGUUUCAAGCAAAUAGUGCAGGAUUGUUCAAAUUGCAAAAAUGUGUAGAAACUAGGAAAUUAAGACUAAUCAAUGUCGGAAGCACAAGUAAUGACAUCACCUGGAACAGACGCAUUUGAGUUGUCAAACUUUGUCAAAUUUAUGUAGUUGUACUGACAAAAACGAGUGGAUUUUAUAGAUUUACAUGUCAUUCGAAGAACACUUGGGAUUAUAAAACACAAAAAGAUUUCAUAUUUCCAUGAAUACUUGAAUGUGACAGUUGCAAUUUUUUCAUAAAUAAUUGCAACAGAAAUAGAAGUUGUCGUACAGUAGUCAUUCUGAAUUUUUUACCGUAUUUGAAAUUAUCUGUCUUUGGUUAAAGAUAUGCACAGGAGUUUGUUUUAAAUAAUGCCCAAUUUGUGACUGAAAGACAAAUCUUCUUUAUUUAGGAUUCGACAACAUCAUCAACAUUGUACAUGAGCUUUUUGACACCGUUUUCAUAUCUGUAUUCAUUUUAUGAAAUGACAAAAUGUUAAAGUGUAUUCAAGUCACAAGUAACAUAAGACACAUCGUCAAAAGACAACACAUUUAACAACCUAAAUAACAGACGUAAAUAAAA